AUGUCCCGUCAAUUCCGGCCCACCUGGCUGCUAAUGCCGAGCCUCAGCCCCGACGAGGACUGUAAUCUGAUCAUCGAUAAAUGCACCCAAAUCCAAGGGGAAUACAGAAGGGCUAGGCAAAAGGCGUUGGAUAUCGAGGAUGAUGUGAACGACGCGAAGUUGAGGGCGGCGAGGUCGUUGAUCACGGCCACUGCACCAGCGCGACCCGCUCCUCCGGUUGUACCUCCGCCACCGACUAUUCGCCCGCCGGCACCUAUCGCCUCUUCGUCGCAUUCGAAUGAUGCAAAUGUCCGGAAUAAUCUUGGCGGCGUCGAGCUCGAUCUCCUGCAAUUCCACAAAAUCACCGGUCGCCACGUGAAUUUGAACUCGAUCCAGACGAUGGCGACGAAGAACCCGCACGAGUACACGCAGGGAUAUGUGUUUACGGAGCGGCCCGUAAGGCUGAAUGAGAAGGUGGUCGUUGAGAUUACCCACGUCCAACCACUCUUCACCGGAAGUCUUGCAUUCGGAGUAACAUGUUGCAACCCGCAGUCCCUGCAGGGCAAAGACCUCCCGGAUGACUCGUAUGCCCUCAUCGAGAUGCCCGACUACUUCGUGGGAAUCAAGGACGUCGCCUUGAAUCCAGUAGCUGGCACGACGCUGCAGUUCUGGAUCACUGCCAACGGUGAGGUCAAGAUGCAGAAGGACCAGAAGUCUGCUAGGACCAUCAUGCACGUUGACGCUAGUCUUCAGCUUUACAUGUGGUUUGACGUUUAUGGGGAGACGCAAGGAUUACGGUUGUUGGGCUGCUGCCCACUGGCUCGUGCUCCAAGCACUAGCACCACGGCCGCUUCCACCCCAUCUACCGCCUCCACAGCGAUGCCAACCCGGGUGGCUCUACCGGUGCUCCCUUCAACAACCACGCGACGUCGUCCUGACGCAACGAGCCCUGCCCGCGACAUGGCCCACUCGAACUCGUCGCCGACGCCGUUGAGGGUUGCGCUGGAGGGGUUGAGGAGUUCGGAGUCUGCCUCCGCCUCUUCCCAACGAGCUGCUCCACCUCCUCCGAUGCGCGGCUCGAAUAUUUUCGAUUUGGUUUCUUCUGAUUUGCCGCUUGGAGGCCCACCAGCGUUGGUCCCGAGUGGAAGCUCCUUGACACCUACCCGAAUCUCCUACACCGGCUCUCACGAUUCCAGCCCACAGACAUCGUCCACCAACCCAUUUGCGCCAACUUUGAUGCCUCGACGAACCUCCCCAACCACCCCCACCAUCCCUCCACCUCCCAGGUUGCCGCUACCACCCCGUCCGGCUUCAGAGUCCCCGGCUCGUGCCUCCCCGGCAAAUCUGUCGAUGGCUUCUUCAAUUUCAACGAACACCUUCAUGUCGGCGCCGGCCGGUGGAGCGGAUGAUGGUGAUGAAGCUGACGAGUGCACGAUUUGCAUGAAUGCCAAGAUCAACUGCGUUAUCUACAAGUGCGGCCACAUGUGCAUGUGCUACGACUGCGCCAUCCAGCUGAAAGACCAGCGCGGCGAGUGCCCGAUUUGCCGUAACGAGAUGGCCGACGUCAUUAAGUGUUUCAAGUCA
Molecule: messenger RNA, 1563 nt
Organism: Mesorhabditis spiculigera
Lineage: Eukaryota; Metazoa; Nematoda; Chromadorea; Rhabditida; Rhabditidae
Source: the annotation of a GenBank genome assembly